Phoenix dactylifera (date palm) is the source of this 957-nucleotide messenger RNA. It is a transcript of the gene ATMAK3, whose product is annotated as Acyl-CoA N-acyltransferases (NAT) superfamily protein. The record is from RefSeq and is a predicted model, not a curated record. Gene Ontology annotation, cellular component: NatC complex. NCBI's taxonomy places the organism in Eukaryota, Viridiplantae, Streptophyta, Magnoliopsida, Arecales, Arecaceae. Gene Ontology annotation, biological process: N-terminal peptidyl-methionine acetylation. Gene Ontology annotation, molecular function: protein-N-terminal amino-acid acetyltransferase activity.
ACGAGAGGGUUUCGAGAGAGGCAGGAAAUGGCGGCGGCGGGGGCCGGCGGCGGCGGGGGAGAGGAGCUGGCGGUGGUGUUCUCGCCGUCGGAGAUCGAGUACGUGAGCUACGGUGGGGAGCACCACCUCCCGCUCAUCAUGGGGCUCGUUGACGACGAGCUCAGCGAGCCCUACUCCAUCUUCACCUACCGCUACUUCGUCUACCUCUGGCCCAACCUCACCUUCCUCGCGUUCCACAAGGGCAAGUGCGUGGGGACGGUGGUGUGCAAGAUGGGGGAGCACCGGAACACCUUUAGAGGAUACAUCGCGAUGCUGGUCGUCAUCAAACCUUAUAGAGGGAGGGGCGUUGCUACUGAACUUGUUACUAGGUCUAUCCGAGUGUUGAUGGAAUCUGGAUGUGAGGAGGUAACUCUGGAAGCGGAAGUUACAAACAAGGGAGCUCUUGCACUAUAUGGUCGCCUAGGGUUCAUAAGGGCGAAGAGGUUGUUCCGAUAUUACUUGAAUGGAGUGGAUGCUUUCCGCCUGAAGCUAUUGUUCCCUCGCCCCAAUCCCUCCUUUCUUUCUAUGCCGGAUAAAAAUGACAGCCAGAACCAACCUGAUCACCAUCCAUAAGAAUGCUAUCAAAUUUUAUCUUGAUCCCUAGUGCAAGGUUCAGGGAGGAUGCAGGCAGAGGCAUGGAGCUGAUUACCUUCUUUGACAUGUUUGGCGUCUCUAAAUGGCUAAGAGGAGUGCCAUCGUGCUUCAGUUGAUUUUUUUAUUUUUAUUUUUUCAUCAUAGCUUCUGAACAAGAUAUGAUCUGUGUUCGGAUCCUUAAAAACUGCACAUUUUUUGGUUUCAGAAGGAAACAUGAAUUUUGUCAGAUAGGAUGGCGAGUAACUGCUGUAUUUGAUGAACUGUAACAAGGAUUAUGCUGAUCAGCAGUCGAAGAAAAGGGUGGCAUAUUUGCUUCUGAACUUA